GGAUGCAAUUAAAAAAUAGAGAUCAACAACACAGUCAUUCGUUGACAGUAGACAAUCGGUUUUAGAGCUAAACACACUUUUCAGCAACUACCGUGUAACCGCACACUUUCGCGUUUGUAAACGUGUUUACUUAAACAUGUUCACCUGAAGUAGUUCAGGGUCCCGUGUAACCGCGCCCUUAAGUUGGUUGGCAAAGCCGUACCGACCGGCUACCCUGCUUUAAAAAUGGCCGCGUCUAUGUGGGGGAAUAAUAUCAAACGCCAAUGUUUGAAAAUAAGACGUUUCGAAAGAGUUUGUCGAAUGGAAAUAGUUGCACACAUUCAAAAACUAAAACUUAUAAAGUCGAGGAACACGUACAACAUUUCAACAACAAUCAGUGGCGUCUUGGAAAGUGAAUAUAAUUUAUUUAUAAACGGUGUUUUGCUGCCGUUGCAGACUGUAAACAUUCGGCAUACAGGUCAAAAUUCAGAACGUAAGUUGCCUAACGGUCCGUUGUCUGUCAGUUCGCAAACGCUCGGUGCCGUUAAAUCGUAUUUAAUAAGUGAUUCCACGCGUGUGGGCUCUCAGAAGAGAUGGUACAGCAGUGAUGCGCCACACAGUAAUAAGUUCCAACUCAUGGACUUCCCACCUAUAGUUUGGCCAAGUCCCUUAAAAACUAUUAAAAACUGGAUAUUAUCUAGGUUUAUCAUCACACCGUACUUCGACCGAGAGUUCAGCAUUGCCGAAUUUGCUGAAGGAUCAAAACAGGCGGUGGAGGCGGUGUCCCGGCGGCUGGCGGACGCAGACUUCGAGGGGCUGGAGGACCUGGUGGCGCCGGCGGCCCUCCGCGAGCUGCGGGCAAGCGUCUCGCACUUCUCGCUGCAGCAGCGGCUGGAGCUGGCCGUCUCCGCCGAGGACAUGUACUUCUGCUUCCCGCACCAAGUGGGCGUCAUGUUCGACGACAAAGACCAGCGGCGGUACGUGGAGAUCACCAUGUGCUACCACGUGCUGCGCGGCCUCAAGGAGCUGCGGGAGCAGAACGUCAACCCGCCCCUCAACAUGGGGCUGCUCCCCGAGUACCAGGACAAGCUGUUCAUCUGCAACUACCGCUUCGUGCGCGAGUACACCCGCGGCGUCGCCGACCAGUGGACGGUGAACGUGGCCAACCACUUCCGGCCCGGCGAGACUCUCAGCUAGCACCGCCCCCACCCCCGGUGUAGUUCUCCAUACCUGCCACCAAAUCAUCAAUUAUUCUUCAUUUAAGUUGGAACUAUUUUUUCGCCGCACAAAGACUUCGAUAACAAAUAGAAAUGAUGGCAAUGUACAAAUGAAAAAAAAAGUGCUUCAGUUACAAAUUUUUUUAUUCUCAUGUAUUUAAAAUAUAAAAAUAUUACAUUUUUUUUUUUUAGCAUUGCAAAACAAUUUUAUUUUGCCUUUGUUUGGCACGGAAAUUAUGCGUAUUUGAAUCGUGAAAGACUCUUUUGGUCAUGUUUUCAAGUUUGUGAAACUUGUGAGAAUUAUUUGAGUGGUAUGUGGACAACCUUGCCAGAUGAUGACAAGUUGAUAAACAGAAUUGAAUGCUUGA
Messenger RNA from Bacillus rossius redtenbacheri, 1564 nucleotides. Its product is annotated as m-AAA protease-interacting protein 1, mitochondrial. Gene Ontology annotation, cellular component: mitochondrial inner membrane. The transcript has 3 exons. Lineage: Eukaryota; Metazoa; Arthropoda; Insecta; Phasmatodea; Bacillidae. Gene Ontology annotation, biological process: protein insertion into mitochondrial inner membrane from matrix. The record is from RefSeq and is a predicted model, not a curated record. Gene Ontology annotation, molecular function: ribosome binding. The coding region runs from base 226 to 1176 and encodes 316 amino acids.